This is a messenger RNA of Seminavis robusta, 735 nucleotides long. The record is from the annotation of a GenBank genome assembly. Lineage: Eukaryota; Bacillariophyta; Bacillariophyceae; Naviculales; Naviculaceae.
AUGGGCAAAACCAACGAGGUGUGGUCUGGAGACACAAUGAAGGAGGCCAUCCAAUUUUACAAACCCAAGAUUGAAUGGACUGAUGAAGAACUAAACGAAAUGCCUAAGUGGAUCUAUGACAAGAUGUAUGACAGCACCCUGGAAACUAUCAUGAACAAUACUGCUAAACAACUUGGGCCCUGCACUGGCCUCACGAGCAGGAAGGCCAUCAUCGACCGUUUCCAUGAAGUUGGGAAGACAAGUGCAGUUUUGCUAGACGGAGCCCUUGAGUACAUUCUGGCCCACGCAAAGAAGGCAUGGACAAAGCAUCCCUAUUUUCUUACGGCUGAGCAGAUCCGCGGACAGGUCGCUAAGCUACCGGACGCCGAAGGGGACGAAGGAUCGAAGUCCAGCAGCAGUGGCGGUGGACCUGAAAUUUCCUUGCCCAGUGCAAAGAAGCAGAAGACUCAGCUGCCAAAUGACACUGACCAUUGCUCUCUUUCUGUUGGCAGCAUUGCACUCACCGUGACAAAAGCAAAAUAUGUAAUGGAUUUUUUGUCCAUUCCCGAAGAAGUGGGUGAUUCAAUUCCGAAGGAAGUGGGUGAUUCAAUUCCGAAGGAAGUGACUGUCACGACCGAUACCCAGAAUAAGGAAAUGGGCAAUGACGCAGAGUCUCUUGGAACGAUCCCCCACUCGCAACUCGACUAUGAAGAGACGACUUCGGUGCAUGAGUUGAACGGUGUUUUCGAUGGCUAG